AUGGGGCUGCUGGAGGUGCUCUUCCCCUCCAUCUCAGAAGACUUUCCGAAUCCCAACACCAAACUGCUCCCGUCAUGCUUGGAGCUCAGCAAGGAGAAGCGCGUGGUGAUCGUAGGUGGUGGACCUGCUGGUGUUCACAUGUCAGCCUGUUUGGCGACCAAGGGCUUCAAACAGGUCACCCUCUUGGAGGCUGAGGCGGAGGUGGGCGGCAAAUCGCUCACUGUUAUCGAUCCCUCCCAGCCGGAUGUGCCACACGAGCUGGGCACGUGCUACUUGUCUCCAAGUUACGAGCUCAUCCGGAAGCUUCUGAAAGAAUACGACCCGACGAAUGAGGAGAACACUUUCGGCCGGAUGGUCUUUGGAAUGAUCAGAUGA
Durusdinium trenchii is the source of this 375-nucleotide messenger RNA. NCBI's taxonomy places the organism in Eukaryota, Dinophyceae, Suessiales, Symbiodiniaceae. The record is from the annotation of a GenBank genome assembly.